This is a messenger RNA of Microthlaspi erraticum, 1170 nucleotides long. NCBI's taxonomy places the organism in Eukaryota, Viridiplantae, Streptophyta, Magnoliopsida, Brassicales, Brassicaceae. The record is from the annotation of a GenBank genome assembly.
AUGGCGGAUGAGAAAGUGAUUGUUGCUGAAGUCGAGACUAGAGACGCUUAUAGAGCUGCGUACGUGAUCCAUUUCUUGUUGGGUGCUGGCAGUUUGAUACCAUGGAACGCUUUGAUCACAGCCGUUGAUUACUUCGGCUACUUAUAUCCUGACAAGCACGUAGAGAAGACUUUCACCGUGGCUUACAUGAGCUGCUCGCUCUUGGUUCUGGUGUUGACGAUGACUUGGAUCACACGGUUGAGCUAUAGACUGAGAAUGAACUUGGGGUUUUCCAUGUUCAUCAUCUCCAUGAUGGUUUCGCCAAUCAUAGAUUGGGUUUGGAAAGGUGAAAAGAGUGAGAAUUUUUCUUACCUCUUGAUGGUUGGAUCAGUCGUGCUCUGUGGUUUAGCUGAUGGAUUGGUCGGAGGAAGUUUGAUCGGCUCAGCGGGAAAGCUUCCUAGACAGUACAUGCAAGCAAUCUUUGCCGGCACUGCCUCUUCAGGUAUUAUCAUCUCCGUCCUUAGGAUUACGACUAAAGCUUCGCUGCCACAGACACCUCAGGGGCUGCGAGCCAGUGCUCAUUGCUACUUCAUAGUCAGCUCCAUCAUCUUACUCUGCUGCUUUAUUUUCUGUAACGUACUCUACAAGUUACCAGCAAUGCAGCAACGCCUUAGGCUUCACCAGCCUUUGUAUUCGACUAUGACAAUAUGGGGGAUUGGGAGGAAGAUCAAGUGGCCAGCUUCGGGUAUUCUAAUAAUCUAUACCGUUACGUUAUCAAUAUUUCCAGGAUUUAUAGCUGAGAAUUUGAAGUCCCAACUUCUCCAGAGUUGGUAUCCUAUUUUGCUCAUCACAGUGUACAACGUCUCGGAUUUCGUAGGCAAGUCACUCACUGCCCUCUAUCUAUGGCAGAGUAUAAAAUCAGCUACAUGGGCUUGUAUCGUUAGGCUUCUCUUUUAUCCUCUCUUCUCUGCUUGUCUACGUGGACCACAUUGGCUUAGAACAGAAGUGCCAGUUGUUGUCCUGACGUUCAUGUUAGGUCUCACCAACGGCUAUCUCACUAGCGUUCUUAUGAUCCUGGCUCCCAAAACGGUUCAUGCAUCAGAAGCAGAAAUUGCGGCAGUCUUCAUGGUUGUUUUUCUAGGAAUAGGUCUUGUUUGUGGCUCAGUUCUUGGUUGGGUCUGGGUCAUCUAA